This is a messenger RNA of Dinoponera quadriceps, 1435 nucleotides long. RefSeq names its product vacuolar protein sorting-associated protein 29 (gene Vps29). Gene Ontology annotation, biological process: retrograde transport, endosome to Golgi; intracellular protein transport. Gene Ontology annotation, cellular component: endosome; retromer complex. The coding region runs from base 137 to 685 and encodes 182 amino acids. The record is from RefSeq and is a predicted model, not a curated record. The transcript is spliced from 4 exons. Lineage: Eukaryota; Metazoa; Arthropoda; Insecta; Hymenoptera; Formicidae.
GAGAGAGAGAGAGAGAGAAUUGGUUUGACGUUUUCGCCCCUUGCGGUUCAUUGUGUGUAUAUACAUAGAAAUUAAUUCAUAUUAAGAUCUUACAUAUAUCAAGAUAUAUUAUUGUUAGGAUUCUUUUAAGAAAAUCAUGCUUGUUUUAGUACUGGGUGAUCUACACAUUCCGCACAGGUGUAGCAGCCUGCCAAGCAAAUUCAAGAAGCUGCUGGUACCAGGCAGAAUACAGCAUAUUUUAUGCACUGGCAAUCUCUGUACGAAGGAAUCUUACGAUUACCUCAAGACAUUAGCCAGUGAUGUACAUGUAGUUAGAGGAGAUUUCGAUGAGAAUUUGAAUUAUCCAGAACAGAAAGUGGUCACAGUAGGCCAGUUUAGAAUAGGACUUUCCCAUGGACAUCAAGUGGUGCCAUGGGGUGAUCCUGAAUCCCUGGCACUAAUACAGAGACAAUUGGAUGUUGACAUUUUAAUAUCUGGACACACACAUAAAUUCGAGGCGUAUGAGCAUGAAAAUAAGUUCUACAUUAAUCCUGGUUCAGCUACUGGGGCUUACAAUCCUCUGGAUACAUCCGUCAUUCCAUCAUUUGUGUUAAUGGACAUUCAAAGCUCGACAGUUGUUACUUACGUGUACCAGCUGGUUGGAGACGAAGUCAAAGUGGAAAGAAUUGAGUAUAAGAAGAGUUAGAAGCACUGGAAUCUCCAGGAUAUUUCGAUUAUAAAUUAUACCCGGGAUAAAAAAAAAGUGCGACUAUGCGUAUGAACGUGCAAUUCCCGCAACUUACGCACUUUGCAUUUUACGUCGCAUUAAUUAAAUAAUUAAUUACCACUUAAGUGUGGAUCGUAUAACACGUAAUUGUAAAUAAAGUGAUGUAUCAAUAUUAUAUAUCAAAAAUAAGUCUGCUUGAGAAAUAGUCAUCAUGUAUCUAAAAACGAGUUGAUAGAUUAAAGUAUAAUUUCAGAAACUGCCAUAAGUAAUUUAACAAAAUUCAAUAGAAUAUAUAUUGUAUAAAAUAUAUGUCUAUAUAGAAUUUAUCUUAUAGGUGUAUAAUGUUUAAUAUGUUGCAUCAUCUUAAUCUAGAAGUGUGCGAAUAUUUAUAGGAGUUCAAUGCGAGUCUAAGCGUGUUGAGGAUUAAAAAAUUUAUAAAACGGUUAAAAUCUUUUUGUUAAGUAAAGAAGUAAGACAAUGUUCCUGUUGUUUGGAGAAAGAUUUGUGAUGAGGUAAAGAUAUGUGUGUCACCUCGCGAAGAUACUAAUUAAUUAGUAUCUAGGUAGUGUCAAUGACUGUAAAAUGUCGAUUGUCGUUUUGUCAUUUUUUUUUUUUAUAACAAACUAGGAACACAUUGUAGAACACUUUUUUACAAAAAACCACUCAUUCAAUCCGAUGAACGCGCUCGCAAACUUACAUACAAAUUUAAAUAAAUAAAAAUCGACGUUA